AUGUUUGAUGCAGUUUAUGUGCAAAGUAAUAUGACUGACUCAGGUAGAGAAAUCGAAUGGAUACCAUUAAGAAGACUGGAGAUUUCAGAAUCGGCAGAAUUAUUUAAUAAAAUUAUAAGAAGUUUAAACUUAGAAGAGCGUAGGUUGUUUGUCAUUAAAAAAUGUAUUGCCAAUUGUAAUGGACAUCCGAGGACCCUAGAAAAAUUUUAUCAAGUUUUUAAUAGCAAUGAAAAAGCCAAGAAAAUUCACAAUUACAGUUCUCUUAUCGCAAUCUUGAUAAAGCAUAUUGAAGAAUGGUAUAAGAAUAUAUCUUUUCCUGUAAUUAAAAUGACUUUACUAGGAAAAAUAGUAAGAUUAAGUCAUAUUAUAAAUAUUAAUAGUGAACAAUUAAGCAUUUCAGCCCUCAUUUCUUUCAGAGUUUACGUUAAUUCACUUACUGAAAAAAGUGAAGCCCAGUUUGUUAUUUUCAUCUUAUCACCAGUUAGUCUACAAUAUUUUUGUUUAAACAAUAAUGAUGGUGGUGAUACGCAAACUAUCACUAAUAUACUACAAAGCCUACUUACUAUAGAAUCAUCUUUUGAUGAUGAAGUAAUGGAUGGAAAACCCUUUGAAAGUUUUCAUGCAAACUGGGAAUUAUUAUACCGUGUGCUUCAUGAAAAUGGAAAGAAGAUAAGUCUUCAUAAGAUUUAUAGCUUAUCUGACAAAGGCCAAGAAAAAAUUGAGAUACAGCUACAAAGAAAGAGAGAAGUUGCAUAUUAUCAUGAGAAAAUAGAAUUCCCUCUGAAUGAUACAAUAUAUGAUUCAUCCGGAAAAUUUUUUGAGAAUCUUAUUGAUUAUUUAUUCGUUCCCAAAAAAUUGAAAAAUAGUGGGUUUGACAUGGUUAUAUUUGAAAGAAAAGCAGACGAAUCUGGCUAUAUCGCAAUCAACAUUGAAUGCAUAUUUACUUAUUGA
Molecule: messenger RNA, 951 nt
Organism: Funneliformis geosporum
Lineage: Eukaryota; Fungi; Glomeromycota; Glomeromycetes; Glomerales; Glomeraceae
Source: the annotation of a GenBank genome assembly